CGGCGGACCAGCUUCCGGCAGCCUGUGCCGCGUGUGCUCCUCGGUUUCCGGCCGGUUGUGGGUCUCCGCCGCGGACAUGGGGAAAGUGAGGGGGCUGCGGUCCCGGGUGCACAAGGCUGCCGUGAGGCCCACGGGGGAGGCCGCGCCCGGCCCCGCGCCGCCCGCCCGGGAGGCGGCCUCUCUGCAGGCCUCGGCUGGCGGAGUCGGGGGGAAGGAGUGGGCUUUCAUGAAUGCCAGUGUGUUUGCCGGGACCACGAUAGACCCCAGCGCCUUGGUGCAGAAGCUGGACGUGGACGCGAGGAGCAUCGCCUCCGUCAGGAGAGGUGCCAAGGCCAAGGCUGUUUUGCCCAAGAAGGAGAAGCUGAAGCUGAGGCGCGAGAGGUGGCUGCAGAAGAUCGAAGCCACGAGGCUGGCAGAGCAGAAGCGCACGGCGGCGCGGAGGCGCAGGGCCACGGUGGUGGUGGGGGACCUGCAGCCCCUGAGGGACGCCCUGCCCGAGCUGCUGGAGCUGCAGACGGCUGGCCAGCGGUCCUCUCAGCUGACAGCAGGGACGUACGUGUGUGUCCUGACCCAGGUGUGUUCCUGUGAAAUUCGGGGAACAGUCUGCAAGUCCAUCCUCACUUCUCAUGCCGACCGCAAGUCUGGGGUCCCCAAGACCACUCUUAGGUUUGAUGAUUCUCACAGAAGGCCAUUACACUCAGUUACAGUUUAUUACGGAGAAGGAAUACAGAUUAAAAUCAGCCAGGGGGGGAGACCGUGGGGAGGGCCCGGGAGUGUCCCAGUCUUCCCUCCCUGUGGGGGCGGCACAGAGGUCUUGCCCAGGACGUGCGGGGACGCCCACCAGUCUCCAGCCCUGGGGGGUGUGGGCGAGCAGGCCGGCAGGCUUUGCCUGUGGUCCCUUCACUCCAUUCCUGUGGCCUUCUGGCCAAGUGACGCCUGGCUGGGAGCCCCCAGCCCCAUUCACAAGGUUGGGGUCCCCAUGUCAUCAGCCCUCAGUUUUUCAGCUCCUAGAGCAGGCCCAGCCCUGGGAUGUUUGCUGCACGGGGUGUUUGGCCUCUUCUGUGCCUUCACAAGGGCAGGGUUUCCUGGAGCUGGGAGAAGGCGGUGCCCUUCAGGGCAGCUCACGCCAGGGGUGCCUGUUAAAAGCAGUAGGUUGCACGAAUGGCCCAGCUGACAGGUGACUUCAGGACAUGACCCCAGGCAUCCGAGUGGGGUGGAAUGUGUUGGGGGGCAGCCUUGUGCCUGGGAACCCAGACCCCGAGUGCAAGGCCUCCGUCCCCAGUCGCCAGCUGGGACACCCUGACUGAGGCCCUGGGCUGCUCCCAGCCUGUCCCAAACCUGGGUGGCCCUGCAGGGUGGUGGGGGGAGAGCCCGAGGCUCUGAGUGGGCCCAGCGGGUCCAGGUGUUCCCCACACUCGGUCGGGUGGGCGCCGCCCAGCACUGACCGGGCACCAAGGCCCCCUGGAGAGCCCGUGGGGCCCCUGAGGCCAGAGCCAGUGAGUGGACAGUGCCGCUGCCAAUGGGCCGCGCUCAUCAGGGAAGAUUAGACUCCCCAGGAAGUCGAUCCUCCGCGGCCUGAAGGUCGUAGCGGACGAAGGUGGAGGGCCUCACGCAUGGAGCCUGGACCUGACGUCAGCAGGGCUCACUCGGCCCCUGGGACCUCCGGGGUUUGCCCGCUGGUGCUUGGUUUUGGGCCCCCGUCCCCUUGGGCUGGGUGUGCUACAUGGGCUCAUUCAUGUCAGAGGGGGAGGGGCAGGGGGUGGCACAAGAGCCCCAAAGCUGGGAGCCACCUGAGCGCACCUGGUCGCUCAGUGCUGGCUGAAGAGAGCCUGUCAGGAACGCACUGGCCUGUCUUACAGUUGGGGAAACAGGCUUCGAGAUGGAGCAGCUCCCCUGAGGUUCCUCCCAGGGCAGCCAGGGCUGGGGUCCUCUUCCAGCCCAGGCACCUCUG
Messenger RNA from Eubalaena glacialis (North Atlantic right whale), 1951 nucleotides. It is a transcript of the gene SLX9, whose product is annotated as SLX9 ribosome biogenesis factor. Gene Ontology annotation, biological process: maturation of SSU-rRNA from tricistronic rRNA transcript (SSU-rRNA, 5.8S rRNA, LSU-rRNA). The record is from RefSeq and is a predicted model, not a curated record. Lineage: Eukaryota; Metazoa; Chordata; Mammalia; Artiodactyla; Balaenidae. The coding region runs from base 77 to 1174 and encodes 365 amino acids. Gene Ontology annotation, cellular component: 90S preribosome; nucleolus; preribosome, small subunit precursor. The transcript is spliced from 5 exons.